GAUGAUGGUGAUGAUGAUGGUGAGGACAGUGAUGGCGAUGAUAGCGAUGAUCAUUGUGAUGAUGAUGAUGGUGAUAAAGAUGGUGAUGAUCCAUUAGAGUUCUAUCAAUGCAUAAGCAGAAGAAUUUGCACCCAGGUGUCGAUGGCUGAGAGUAAAUUUAAUUCAAGAACAGACAGAAGAGAAAUGAGUGUGAAGGACUUGAGCACCUACAAGAAACAAAGGGUACCACUUUCAUCUGUUCAGUGAAUCAAUCAAGAAAAAUUUAAUCAACAGCCACUAUGUUCCAGGCACAGGGGCACAGUAGGCAAAAUGAGCCAUAACCCUGACUCCACGGGGUUUACAGUCUGGUGGGAGAAUCAGACAUGAACUAAAGGAGCCCACACCAAAUAUGAAAUUGUAGCUGAUCCAUGGCCAUGUCCAUGUCCCUACAGGCCAAGUACCACCUCUGUUCAGCAGGCUGGCUGGAGAGUGGACGGGUAGCCUACCCCACUGCCUACGCCUCCCAGAACUGUGGCUCCGGCGUUGUUGGGAUAAUAGACUACGGACAAAGAAACAACAAGAGUGAAAUGUGGGAUGUCUUCUGCUAUCGGAUUAAAGAUGUGAACUGCACCUGCAAGGCGGGCUACGUGGGAGACGGCUUCUCGUGCAGCGGCAAUCUGUUGCAGGUCCUGAUGUCCGUCCCCUCACUGACGAACUUCCUCACAGAAGUGCUUGCCUAUUCCAACAGCUCAGCCAGAGGCCGGGCCUUUCUGAACCACCUGACGGACCUGUCCAUCCGCAAUACGCUCUUCGUGCCGCACAACAGCGGGCUGGGGGAGAACGAGACGCUGUCCGGGCGGGACAUUGAGCACCACCUCGCCAGCGUCCGCGUCUUUUUCUACAAUGACCUUGUCAACGGUACCGUCCUGCGAACUACGCUGGGAAGCCAGCUGCUCAUCACCUCCAGCCAGGACCGGCGACAACCGGAGACCAGGUUUGUCGAUGGAAGAGCCAUUCUGCAGUGGGACAUCUUUGCCUCCAAUGGGAUCAUUCAUGUCAUUUCCAGGCCUUUAAAAGCACCCCCCGCCCCACUGGCUUCAGCCCACACCGGCAUGGGGACAGGGAUAUUCUUUGCCACCGUCCUGGUCUUUGGAGCCGCCACUUUGGCUGCAUAUUCCUACUUUCGGCUAAGCCGAAGAGCAGCUGGCUUCCAGCACUUUGAGUCGGAGGAGGAUAUCGAUGUCGCGGCUCUUGGCAAGCAGCAGCCUGAGAAUAUACCAAACCCCUUGUACGAGAGCACCCCCUCGGCUCCCCCAGAACCUUCCUGCGACCACUUCAUGGACGCCGAAGACCAGCAGCCGGACAACAGUGACCCCCUGGGGGCGCUGUAAGGGCCCAGACCUGCUGUGACCAGCCACCCCCCUCGGCCACCCGCCCACCCGCCAGAGCCUCCUCAAAAAGGCUGUCGACUGUGAAUCUUCCAUGCCAGCUGCCUUCUGGAAAGUAAGGUCCUUUCACAUCUUGAAGUAUGACCACUCAAGCCAUACCUCAUCUCUUUGGUUAAUCUGGGGGAUUAUUUUGUUUCUGUGGGUGAGGGGCCAUGUUAAACCCGCCCACCAACCCCAACGGACUUGUCCCUUCACUGUCCUUCCUUUGUACCUUUACGUGGCACUUACGUACAUUCUCCCCACCACUACCUAUGACCUUGUCUCCUUUCCCUGUUAGAUUGUAAGCAUCCAAAGGCAGGGACCUGCCUCAUUCAUCUUUGUAUCUUGGGGUCUGGUACUUGCAAUGUGCUCAAUAAAUGUUUAUGGAAGAGAACUAAA
Ailuropoda melanoleuca (giant panda) is the source of this 1805-nucleotide messenger RNA. Its product is annotated as stabilin-2-like. The record is from RefSeq and is a predicted model, not a curated record. The coding region runs from base 408 to 1370 and encodes 320 amino acids. Gene Ontology annotation, molecular function: low-density lipoprotein particle receptor activity; hyaluronic acid binding; low-density lipoprotein particle binding. NCBI's taxonomy places the organism in Eukaryota, Metazoa, Chordata, Mammalia, Carnivora, Ursidae. The transcript is spliced from 8 exons. Gene Ontology annotation, biological process: cell adhesion.